AUGUUUCUUUCAGCACUUGAGCGAGGGACCUCGCGCGGAUCAGAGCGUAACAAGGAAAACUAUCAUCAUAUGCCUCUGUACCGGUUGAACCACGUGCUCUCCUCACGAUCCUACACAGAGCCGAUAACGUCCGAAAAUCCUCUCAAUGCUUGGAGCUUCAGGAUUGAGAUUGACGAGAAGACAUCUGUUCAGACCGUGAUUAAACCAACCGGCACUGGGCCCUUAUCGGGCAAAACAGUGGCUAUCAAGGACAACGUCUCGGUCGCUGGUCUUCCACUGACAGGAGGAACACAUCCAUAUCACCUGAGCAAAGACCAGCCCUAUCCUAUCUCGACCUUUGACGCUCCCGUCGUGACACGGGUGCUGGAGGCCGGGGCUACGGUCAUUGGGACGUCGACGUGCGAGAACUACUGCAUGUCAGCCCUGAGCUUCACCAGCGCGACAGGACCAGUGGACAAUCCUUGGCUCCAGGGAUACGAGUGCGGUGGCAGCAGCUCGGGAAGUGCGGCCCUUGUAGGGAUCAAGAGCGUGCGGGACUGGCAAAGGAAACACAAGGACACAAGUGACGACAAAGAAGACGACAAGGACCAUGACAAAUUGGGCGAGGGCGCCGACUUCGCCCUCGGUGCAGACCAAGGAGGCAGCAUCCGCCAGCCGGCCGGCUAUUCUGGCAUCUACGGCCUGAAACCGACACACGGCCUGGUGCCAUACACGGGGCUCACGGCGCUGUAUCCUGCUAUAGAUCACUGUGGGCCCAUUGCAGGAUCAGUACGUGAUACUGCCCUCCUACUCGCCGUGCUGGCUGGAUACGAUGGCCUCGACCCGCGCAUGACGCCCGAGACGCCCCUUCGGCAGAACGUGGCCCCCUAUCACGAACUUCUCGACGCAGCCAUCGAGACCCGCAAGGCAGCUGGCGACUGGACGCCCACGACUGCAGCACGUGGUCUGCGCAUCGGCAUUCUGAAGGAGGCGUGGUCGGCACCACAGCUCAGUGCUGAGGUUGCCGCCGUGGUCCACAAGGCUGGCGAGCGAUUUGGAACCCUCGGGGGCGUCGUCGAGGAGGUCAGCGUCCCACUUCACAUGCUCGGCGCCGACAUCUUCACCGCCGUGACAAGAGCAGACAUGGCAGAUGUGUUCAUCUACAACAAACCACCAGACCUCCUCAGCUGGCCUCUCGCCGAUCUCGACCCGCCAGUGCCCAACAGGCAGUGGUACCAGACAAUGAACAAGGCCGCGCCUACGGUCGUCAAUAAAUUGCUCAACGGGACGUUUCUCAACCAGCAGAGAGAUCGCUUCCCUCUUGCCGCGAGGGGCAAGGCCGUGACGCAUGCGCAUGAACUACGAGCGGCCUACGUUGCGGCGCUGGACAAGUAUGAUGUGUUAAUUCUGCCUGUGAACCCGACUGUGGCAAUGAGGCAUCCUACUGGGGAGCUGAGUGUGAGAGACAAGCAGGCGCUUGCGCUGGGCAACACGUGGAAUACAUGUCCCUUCAACCUGACGGGUCAUCCAGGCUUGGUCAUACCUGUGGGAUGGGGGCAGACGCCAGAUGGCCAGGAAAAGCUGCCUAUUGGGAUGCAGAUGAUAGGGAAGAGAUGGGGUGAGGAGAAGCUGUUCCUAGCUGCGGCAGCCUGGGAGGUUGGAGGUUUUGGUCUUGAUCCCUGA
This is a messenger RNA of Cryphonectria parasitica EP155, 1662 nucleotides long. Its product is annotated as amidase signature enzyme. The transcript has 3 exons. The record is from RefSeq and is a predicted model, not a curated record. Gene Ontology annotation, molecular function: catalytic activity. Bases 1 to 1662 code for a protein of 553 amino acids. NCBI's taxonomy places the organism in Eukaryota, Fungi, Ascomycota, Sordariomycetes, Diaporthales, Cryphonectriaceae.